Messenger RNA from Octodon degus (degu), 5433 nucleotides. It is a transcript of the gene Elavl1, whose product is annotated as ELAV like RNA binding protein 1. Gene Ontology annotation, molecular function: RNA binding. Lineage: Eukaryota; Metazoa; Chordata; Mammalia; Rodentia; Octodontidae. Bases 159 to 1139 code for a protein of 326 amino acids. The record is from RefSeq and is a predicted model, not a curated record. The transcript is spliced from 6 exons. Gene Ontology annotation, cellular component: ribonucleoprotein complex.
GAUCGGGGCUCUCUUUCAUCCACCUGGAGACCUUCUCCUCCUGCCGAGAGGCCCAGCUUGGAGCUCACUCACCACUCGGUGCCUCCUCCAGCUGCCACUCUUCCUCCACCCCCACUGGAAUCAACUGUUCCCUGAUAAAAACAAAAAAUAGUAAUACAAUGUCUAAUGGUUAUGAAGACCACAUGGCCGAAGACUGCAGGGAUGACAUUGGGAGAACGAACCUAAUUGUCAACUACCUCCCUCAGAACAUGACCCAGGAUGAGCUGCGGAGUCUGUUCAGCAGCAUUGGUGAAGUGGAGUCAGCAAAGCUUAUCCGGGAUAAAGUGGCAGGACACAGCUUGGGCUAUGGCUUUGUGAACUAUGUGACUGCAAAGGACGCGGAGAGAGCAAUCAACACUCUGAAUGGCCUCCGACUCCAGUCAAAAACCAUUAAGGUGUCGUACGCACGCCCAAGCUCAGAGGUCAUCAAAGAUGCCAACUUGUACAUCAGCGGGCUCCCGAGGACCAUGACCCAGAAGGACGUGGAGGACAUGUUCUCUCGGUUCGGGCGAAUCAUCAAUUCCCGGGUCCUUGUGGAUCAGACCACAGGUUUGUCCAGAGGGGUUGCGUUUAUCCGGUUUGACAAACGGUCAGAAGCAGAAGAGGCAAUUACCAGUUUCAAUGGUCAUAAACCCCCAGGUUCCUCUGAGCCCAUCACAGUGAAGUUCGCAGCCAAUCCCAACCAGAACAAAAACGUGGCGCUCCUCUCGCAACUGUACCACUCGCCCGCGAGGCGCUUCGGGGGCCCCGUGCACCACCAGGCACAGAGGUUCAGGUUCUCCCCCAUGGGUGUAGAUCACAUGAGUGGGCUUUCUGGUGUCAAUGUCCCAGGAAACGCGUCUUCAGGCUGGUGCAUCUUCAUCUACAACCUCGGGCAAGAUGCUGAUGAGGGGAUCCUCUGGCAGAUGUUUGGCCCCUUUGGCGCCGUUACCAAUGUGAAAGUGAUUCGAGAUUUCAACACCAACAAGUGCAAAGGGUUUGGUUUUGUAACCAUGACAAACUAUGAAGAAGCUGCAAUGGCCAUAGCAAGUCUGAAUGGCUACCGCCUGGGGGACAAAAUCUUACAGGUUUCCUUCAAAACCAACAAGUCCCACAAAUAACUCGCUCAUGCUUUUUUUGUACGGAAUAGAUAAUUAAGAGUGAAGAAGUUGAAACUUUUUUGUUAGUGUACAACUCAUUUUGCGCCAAUUUUCACAAGUGUUUGUCUUAGUCUAAAUGAGAAGUGAAAAGGUUUUUAUACUCUGGGAUGCAACCAACAUGUUCAAAUGUUUGAAAUCCCACAAUGUUAGACCAAUUUUAAGUUUCUUAAGUUAUUUCCUUUAAAAUAUAUAUUAAACAGAAACCUAAGCAGACUGCGUUGACUAGCCAGUCCCUCUGGGUGGAGGUGCAACUGAAGCAUGCUUUAUCUAAGGCUGUCUAACACUCGUUCACUCGAUGUCUCCACAAACUGGGUAAACAAGUGAGCUUUCAGUUUUAGUUUUUAAUCUAAAGAUGUUAGACAGAUGCCGAGUGUGCGCUUUCUCAACUGCUUCAACACCUUAAGCAGUGUAUGCUUUGGUUGACAGGAAAUUGCUUUCCCAAGUGAGUCCCACUGCCACCUCCUGCUAACUGGGUCCCAGGCUCUGCCAAGUGGUCCUCGGAGUGGCAGUGACCCCGCCCGCCACGGGCCACCACCAGGGAGGGGGGCCACGCUGGCCUGGGCCGGGCAUCCAUGGGAACGGACCAAAGAGUUUCAGGGAAACUCCAGUGUAUUCCAGAGUCAGCCCUGAGCUCCAGGCACUCCUGAAGACGUGUCGCCGCCCUGCCAUCCUGAUUUCUGUCCACACUUUGCAUGCACGGUGCCCCACUCGUCGGAUCCUGUUGUUCACAGUGAUUUCUCCAGUUUCCAAGAGCAUUUAACACAGCUUGAAUGCAUAAGAUAGCUCUAUUUUUUAAUAACACAUAAACAUUUGAGCAUUGUAUUUCUCGCAUCCCUCCUUGUGAGCGCUAGGCCUUUUUCUAUCUUAGUUGGAUUUUGUUUUGGAAAUUUGCUUUCGUAUGGACACUCAGCAGAAAAGUAACUUACUUCUUGCCAGUUAUCUAUUAACAAAAACCUUUGAUUUGUAGUUUUAAAGAUUAACCCUCAAAAGUUCUCUUCAUAACUGCCUUGACAUUUUGGGUUGUUCUGUUCUGUUAAUUUUCUUUUGCUUUUUUGUGUUUUUUGUUUGUUUUUACUUUUGCAUUUAAGACCAUUAAAUUUGAUUUUGUUUUGCUCGAGUUUUGUUUUGUUUUUUGUUUUACCUUUUCUUUCUUUUUGGCUAGGGAAGACACAGACAGCCCAGCAUUUAGGGAGGGGUCGUAAGAUCUUACAAAACAAGCACUUACCUUGGAAGAAAAAGCAUUUCGAAACCGUGGUAUAGGAUUGGGCAGCCACAGAAAGGUGGCUCUUCUGGGAAGCUGGUAGGAAGAGACUACUAGCUAGGGCGCACCCCGAGCAGCAGCUUGGGACGCGGUCAGGUUGGAGAAGUAACCACACGAGGAAUGCUCAGUCCUGGCAACUUUGAGCCAUGACAUGAGAUGUCAAACAUGUAAUGACAGGUUUUUUUAGUUCUUAGUGUCAUAGGAUGACAGCGUUAUUUGUCUAUUUAUUUAUGUAUUUAUUUAUUUAUUUAUCUAUUUAUCAAGCUACUUAAGUGGAAAAACAAGUAACAGGUGCAGCCAUCUCCAGAGCAGGUCUAUGUCUCCAGAACCUCUGACAGUGUGAGGCUCCCUGUCCCUUGUCCCCUUUCCUUCACCCCACCUAGAGGGACCAUUUACAUUGUCCUCAAGUGUCACAGAGGCUGCUGUGUGCACUGCACCUUGUCUCCUUGGAGUGGGCCACUGCUGUGUGGGACCACUUCCUUCUUCCCCAGGAACCCUGCCCUGCCUGGCCUCAUCCAACAUAAGUAGGCCCUGCUCUGUCUCCCCAGAGCAUUCCCUCCCCUCAAAACUGAGUGUUUUGCUGGAAAAUAGGCCUUAUGGGUUCCUUGAGCCGGCAUCUCAUGUGGAAAGGGGGUCUCUGGGUCCCAAAUCCUCCGUCAUGGGCCCCUAACUCCUGCGCAUUCCUGCCAGCCUGCAUCCAGUGUCCCAUCCUUGCAGAGGUUCCCGUCACAGGCACAGACCGUGGAGGGCUUGGUGAGUUCACAGCCAGUGCCUCGGUGGAUCGGUUUGCUUCCGGGUGGUCAGCACAGUCCCCGGAGCUUCUCAGUUGAGUGACUCAAGCCUCAUUUCAGCUGAGCUCCAUUGUAAACAGCCUCUUGCCAAGACCCCAGAUAAGCCAGGGUAUGGAAGAAAGGCUUUGUUUUUGAAACAGUGCUCCUGGAAAGCAGUUUGCCACCAAGGCUUCAAUGCUGGCCAUGGGUGGUGAAUUUCUUGUGUCUCCUCUAGACCCUACAAAGAGCAGAGCCCCUGCCUUAGAAAUUACAACCCAAAGGCUGGGGCUGUUUCAUUGCCACACGAUUGCCAGCAUGCUCAGAGCCCUGGGUCUCAUCCCCAGCACUGCAAAGAAAAAAAAAGUCAUGACCAAAAAGCAACCAUUUAAAAACUGCAUAGAUCCAUUGUGUUUAUAUCAAGUGAAAUGAGUGCUUCUCCUUAUAUUGAGGGAUUUUGAUGGAAGAGAAUGAAGAGUAGAUGAUAAUGUGUCCGGCAUUUGCUCAGUGAAUUCCAGUGAGGCUGUGGUUGAGCUCUCUUCUGACUCAGUGACCUUCCCUGGCACUUCUAUGCGCUCAGCAGCUCCGAGCUGGUGAAGCAAGCUCCAGCUGAAUUGUCCAUUUCUCCCCACGCGGCUCUGGCCCAACCACACUUUUCAGUGUAUCGUGCCAAGCAGUGGCCUUCUGUGCUGGCUGCACUUCAUGUCCCCCUACUGGGACUGAUUUCCCCAUCCGUGCCCGCCACCUUCCUAGGUGAGAGCCGGUCUCCUUGGGCCGGUGCAGGUGGUGCUGGGUGAGCUCGGCUGCCUCCUGCCACAGGUAGGUCUCUCCCGCCGAGCGCAACUGCCUUAACCUUUAAGAGUCUACACUUAGUGUAGUUCAGGAGACCCUGGGUGCCCAGGGAUGGACCCAAGCUGCCCUGGGGACCUCAGAGCUGGCAGUUGAGGGUUUCCCUGCUGGAUCCCAGAAACAGAUGAACCCCAAGGCAGGCAGUUAUUAGCAAUGAAUUGCCACUCUGGUUUGCCUUGUGUUGGUCCAGCAUUGGCCUUGAGAAUGGAAGUGGACAUCUCCCCACUGUUCGCUCGGCCUGAUUUCACUCCCGCGUGCUUGGGCAGCCAGCCUUCCUGCUUCAGACAGAGGGCAAGUGCAAGCUGUGGAGGCCUCCGUCCAUGGGAGACGCUGGUCCUUCCUCUCUUCCUGCCUUCCCAAGACCCGCCUCACCUCCUGGAACCGGAGGCAGCUCCUCAGGAGAGAGUCCCAGGCUUCCUCAUUUCUGGGGGGGUUCCUGUCCCCCCAGGCUUCCUGAGACAGCUCUGAGGUCGCUGUGCUUUCUGCCUAGUGGCAUUGAUGAUUGGCACGUUCUCACCAGCGCAGUGGAACCUGAGUCUCAGUCCACACGAGGCUUGUUUGCCCUGACCUCUAGUGAUUGUAUGACAGUCCCACGACCUUGCAGUGAUCCAAGUUUUUGUUGUGUUGUCAGUCAUUAAAAAAAGAGAAACUUGUAAGUCACUGAACACAGGGACCUUUGUUAGGCUGGUGGGGCGCGAGGACUGCGUGUCCCUCCCCUGAAGAGCAGCUUGCCCCUCUGCUGCUUGAGGUCACCUCCUCCCGGUGACUUCCGUUGACAGUGGCUUGCUUGGGGGAGGGGUGGGUGUUACCAACUGAUUCCCAUGUUGUACAGUGGAUGGCUAGACAUUUUGUAUAUUAGUGUGUUUUAAGUUAUUGAUUUGUUUUAUAUAAAAUAAUUUAUUUUCAGGUACCAUUUUUCAUUUUAACUUUGUUUUUACAUCGGUUUGUUUUCAAUAAAGUCUGACACUGCUGUCCAAAAGUCAAUAAUAAAAUGAAUCCCAUUGUGUUCUUUUGAGGAUGCUUAUGUAAGUAGCUUUUUAAAAAAUUAUUUUCAGAAAAAGGGAAACAGACCCUGAAGUUUUCCAUCUCCCCUUUGCCUUUUUAUUUUUUCCUUUAAAUUCUUGUGAAUAAAUGUUCUGUAGUGUUUUAGGAGGAAAAAGCAAACCUAGAUUUUGAUAAUCCAGAAGAUUUCAGAUUAAUAAGCUUUGAAAGAAGACCAUUUUUCAAAAUUUUAGUGAAGUGUGAAUAUUUUUUGUCAAUGGCUUUCUCAAAGAGAAUGAAACUUUUGCACCAUUUUCAGAGUUUUUAUAGAGAUGCCAAAUUGAUAUAUUUACAUGUAAUGGAAACAUGAAAAAGUUUUAUUAAACAAUUGUUCAUA